AUGCCUUUGGUAACUUCACGUCGACAUGGCCUGGAGUUCUCCAGACAGAGGCUACUGAAGCUUUUGACCCUCCUUUCGGCCGAACUCAGACUUCCUGAGGAUGACAUGGCUAAGUUGAUAGACGCCAUCGAAAGGGCACUUCCACAGAUGCUUUCCAGUGACGAGUUGCUUCUGCUUGUGGCCGAGUCGGCUGCGUCAAGGGUGGUGUAUUAUCCAGACUAUGCGCUUUUGGCUGGGCGUUUGGAGGCCACUAGAACACAGAAACUCGUGGACAUUGACUUUGCUUCGAAUAUAAAGCGGUUGGCAGCGUACGUUCAUCCGAAGACGGGCGAACCGUACCCUUUGGUGAAUGAAAGUAUUGUUGAGUUCGUGGAGUCUCAUAGAGAGGUGCUUAACGGUCUUAUACGAGCAAAGAGAGACUUUGACUUGGCGUAUUUCGGCGUACGGACGCUUCAGAAGUCGUACUUGCUUAGAUUGAAUGGGGUGAUAGCAGAAACGCCCCAGUAUUUAUUCCUUCGUGUUGCGCUUGGCAUUCACGUUCCUACGGGUGGUUCAGAUACUUUGGAAAGGGUUGCUGAAACAUACAGACUCAUGUCGAAACGGUAUAUGAUCCACUCGUCACCUACGCUAUUCAACGCCGGCACUAUGAAUAGCUUUCUUUCGCUGUGUUUUCUUGUGGCCAUGGAGGAUGACUCUAUUGACGGCAUUUAUAAGACGCUUCAUAAAACAGCGCUUAUUCUGAAAGGGCUGGGCGGUAUUGGCCUUCAUGUGAACAACAUUCGUGCUAGCGGUUCGCUUAUACGGACUUCCAACGGCACUUCCAGUGGUUUGGUGCCUAUGUUGCGUGUUUUCAAUAACACAGCUCGGUACGUUGACCAGGGCGGGAACAAGCGUCCAGGUGCCAUUGCGGUUUACAUUGAACCAUGGCAUGCUGACAUUGAAGAUGUGCUUGAUCUACGCAAGAACCACGGUAAGGAAGAAGCCCGUGCUCGAGACUUGUUCUAUGCUCUUUGGAUUCCUGACUUGUUUAUGAGGAGGGUCAAGGAGAACGGAAUGUGGCCUCUUUUCUCUCCAGACGAAGCUCCAGGCCUUUCUGACGUUCAUGGCGAAGAGUUUGAAAAGCUCUUCUUAGAAUAUGAAGCUAAAGGACUUGCUUUUAGGACUAUUGAGGCCCAGAAAUUGUGGGCACAGAUAUUGGAAUCCCAGACAGAAACUGGAAUGCCAUUCAUGCUUUAUAAGGACUCGUGCAACCGGAAACUGAACCAGAAGAACUUGGGAACGAUUAAAUCCUCCAACUUGUGCUGUGAAAUUGUCGAAUACUCGGCGCCAGACGAGACUGCCGUGUGCAAUUUAGGUCUGUUGGCGCUUCCAUCUUUUGUCAACCAUAAAGAUAACAAGACGCUUUCUUAUAACUUCGAGAAGCUCCAUAAAGUGGCUAAAAUCUUGGCCAAGAACCUUGACGCUGUGAUUGACGCAACAGAGUACCCAGUGAAGGAGUCGGAAACGUCUAACAAAAGACACAGACCUAUUGCCAUUGGAGUUCAGGGCCUUGCAGAUGUCUUUUUAGAGCUUCGUAUUCCAUUUGACUCGCCUGAAGCUGCAAAGCUUAACAGACAGAUCUUUGAAACCAUCUACCAUGCUGCGGUAGAGAGUUCUAUGGAGCUAGCAAAGAUCCAUGGUCCAUAUGAGACGUUUUCUGGAUCUCCAGCAUCUCAAGGCAUCUUACAGUUCGACCUUUGGAACCAUAAACCUGAGUUUUUCAAUGAUUGGGACGAACUCAAGGCUCAAGUACAAAAACACGGGCUUCGUAAUUCCUUACUUUGUGCUCCAAUGCCUACAGCGUCCACUUCCCAGAUCCUAGGGUUCACUGAGUGUUUCGAGCCUGUUACUUCCAAUAUAUACCUGCGCCGAGUGCUUUCUGGUGAGUACCAAGUGGUGAACAAGUACUUGUUGCAAGAUCUAAUCGACUUGGGGAUCUGGACGCCAGCGAUGAAAGACAGAAUUGUUAUGGAUAACGGGCUGGUUCAGAACAUCAAAGAAAUACCCUCUAGGCUUAAAAAGCUUUAUAAGACAGUGUGGGAAAUCAGCCAGAAGAAGAUCGUGGAUAUGGCUGCUGACCGUGGAUGUUUCAUUGACCAGCUGCAGAGCAUGAACAUCUUCUUGCAGAAUCCAACCUUUGGUAAACUCACUUCCUGUCACUUUUAUGCUUGGGAGAAGGGACUCAAGACUGGCAUGUACUACUUGAGAACACAAGGAGCAGCUCGUGCUAUUCAGUUCACUGUGGACCAUGCUGGAGCCCUUGAAGAGGCUUCCAGGGAAGCUACUCCACUUCCAAGGCAGUUAGAGAGGAAGUCGUAUGUGGAGGUUGAAACGUUCACGAACAAGAGGACCUCUGAUGAUGAUAGUUCUGACGAGCCACAGAGUGAUAGCUAUAGCGUCAAGAAGAGGAAGCAUAGGGCCGAAGUUAGAACACAUAAAAGCGACCCAGACACUCAGACUUCCAACGAACUCACACCCAACGAAAGACAGUUCGAUUCUUAUGAUAUUUAUUCGGAUACACCUCUCUCAUGCAACAUUAGUGAGCCUGAGAACUGUGAAUCAUGCUCAGGAUGA
This is a messenger RNA of Candidozyma haemuli, 2613 nucleotides long. RefSeq names its product Rnr3p (gene RNR3). The record is from RefSeq and is a predicted model, not a curated record. The transcript has a single exon. Bases 1 to 2613 code for a protein of 870 amino acids. Gene Ontology annotation, biological process: DNA replication; deoxyribonucleotide biosynthetic process. Gene Ontology annotation, cellular component: ribonucleoside-diphosphate reductase complex. Lineage: Eukaryota; Fungi; Ascomycota; Pichiomycetes; Serinales; Metschnikowiaceae. Gene Ontology annotation, molecular function: ribonucleoside-diphosphate reductase activity, thioredoxin disulfide as acceptor; ATP binding.